Molecule: messenger RNA, 1517 nt
Organism: Fomitiporia mediterranea MF3/22
Lineage: Eukaryota; Fungi; Basidiomycota; Agaricomycetes; Hymenochaetales; Hymenochaetaceae
Exons: 13
Coding region: 288-1517 (409 amino acids)
Source: RefSeq, a predicted model, not a curated record
UCUAGUGAAUGGAACGGAAACUUCGCCAAGUACUCGAGUCGAUCCCGAGGCAAAUUAUUGAAUAAAAGCGCGCCACUGGGGAUGUCGGUCCAGCGUAGAGCCCAUCACUGAUCAGAACAUAUAGCUUUGACGUGAAUCAUUCGCAACCUGCAACGGUCGUCGGUGACUGUGAAUUCACUUCAUGUAUCUCUUGGAGCGGCCCGGGGUGGCGUCCUUUUCCAUGAUAAAAUCGCCAUUGCCGUAUCCUCAUCCCACUUCUAGCUCUGCUGGUCAGACCCUUCGAGCCUAUGUCGAACAGCUCUCACGGGGCGUGCAUUGCCUUCCUUUCCAGUCUUUCCAGCUUCGAAGGCUUCGACCAUUUCAACGGCAGCCAUGGCGGACACUCUAACGAUGGUUUUCAAACGAGAGGACAUAGCCAGUUCGACUUCCAGUUCGACGUUUGUAUGUGGUUUGCAAAAACCGUAGUUGAUGGACGAUAUUAUCUUACAGCUUGUGCAAUCGUCCUUUUCCUCGAUAUUAUCCUGACACUGGAUGUGGAGAUAGAACGCGUCUGGAACACCAAAUUCACCAAAGCAAAACUUUUGUUCUACCUCAACCGAUAUCUGCCUCCUAUACUGUACUCGAUCGCCUUAUUCGGUUCAAAUCAUCCAAGUCUAUCCUCAAAGUUUUGCACCAAUUUCUUCCAAGAGAUCCUGCCCGUGCUGAUUGUCUUCGGCGAGGCUGCUAUCGGUGCCUUACUGAUUCUAAGGACCCGAGCACUGUACCAGGAAACGAAGGGCCAUUUAUCUUAUGUGGUUCAGGGCGUUCUAAUCAUAGUCUACCUUGUCCAAAUAGCCUUAUCAGUGCUCGUCGCUAAAGACCUGAAGGCUUACUUCACACCGCAAAAGCACAUUGGUCGGAUCCUUGCCACGCUGUGCACAGUCGGAUUCUUGUUGAUGAGCUGUAAUGGCAGCGAAGGUUAUGAAUUUGGCAAUGCUAGUUUUAUCCGCAAUGGAAUAGCAUUAAUUGGAUCUCAAACCACGUGUGAUCCUCACAUCCCACUAUUUCCUCCAUCUCCGGGAAGAGGGUGGAAAAAUGAUCAGAACGGGAUGGUCGACGAGAAUACUUGUCACCCACGGCCUGCUAUUAUCAUCCGCAUUGACGCACGACCCAUUGGAUCACCGUCGUCAUUAUCCGAGGAAUGUAUGGAAUACGUCGAUCGUGAUUACUCGUAUUCGCCGACCUGCUAUAACAGGAACAAACCUCUACCGGAUAUUGAGCAGGGUUGCGAAUCAGACGAUUUAGUCGCCUACCAGAAAGCGUUCGACUGUCGGUGCAGCGGGCAAUUGAAGAAGUACUGGCGAGGGAGGGAUGUGCCGAGAUACUUGUGUGUACUAGUAGUGCUUGCGGCGGUGACGUCAAGCUACCCUUGGAAGAGGAUAUCAGUAUUGGACGAAAGUCCAGGUUUAGUACUUGGACUGUUCCUGCAGAAGCACCUUGCAAGCGUAUUCGUAGUCGGCGUAGGAGGCAUUCGUUAA